AUGAAAAACAUAUGGAGCCCUGUUUGCGGAUUUCUCAUCGGCGCACUUCACACCCACCGCCGUCGUCUUCCUUCUUCCCUGAAACGGACGCCUCACUCACGACCACCCUUGCCACCGUCUGCCUUCUCAUCGCCGCGGUCGCCACUGCUUACUUGCAGUGAAAGCACAAAAGGGGAAACAGAGCCGCCGGUGGUAAGGUUCGUCCUCCCACUGACCGACGCCUCCUCCUCCUUCCCCACAUCCUCUGGUGGCAUCAUUGCAUUUAGUCACAAAAGAGUUAAUACAUGA
This is a messenger RNA of Lactuca virosa, 288 nucleotides long. The record is from the annotation of a GenBank genome assembly. NCBI's taxonomy places the organism in Eukaryota, Viridiplantae, Streptophyta, Magnoliopsida, Asterales, Asteraceae.